ACAUGGACAACUGCUUUCACUGUCCACAAGAUCAUUAUCCCAAUGAGGAGCAAAAUUUAUGCAUUCUAAAAUAUGUAACAUUUUUGUCUUAUGAAGAAACUUUGGGGAUCGUCUUCACCAGUUUUAUUAUUUCCUUUUCUCUCAUUACCCUUUUGAUGCUCUGGCUCUUCAUUAAACACAAUGACACCCCUAUUGUGAAAGCCAAUAAUGAGACCCUCACAUACAUUCUGCUCAUCUCCCUCCUGCUUUCGCUUCUCUGUGCUUUGCUAUUCAUUGGCCAACCUUGUCAGUGGACAUGCCUUCUUCGGCAAGUUACUUUUGGCAUCAUCUUCUCCGUGGCAGUUUCUAGCAUUUUGGCAAAGACUAUCAUUGUAAUUCUUGCUUUCAUGGCUACCAAGCCAGGAUCCAGAAUGAGAAAAUGGAUGGGAAAGAGGCUGGGUCUUUCUAUCGUCCUUUCUUGCUCUUUUAUUCAAACCAUUAUUUGUAUUAUAUGGCUAUCUAUCUCAUACCCAUUUGUAGAUGUUGACAUGCAUUCCAUGCCAAAGGAAAUUGUAUUGAUGUAUAAUGAAGGGUCAACUGUCAUGUUCUACUGUGUCCUUGGUUUUAUGGGUUUCUUGGCAACUUUCAGCUUCAUAGUGGCUUUCCUGGUCAGGAAGUUACCUGACACCUUUAAUGAAGCCAAAUUUAUCACCUUUAGCAUGUUGAUAUUUUGCACCAUCUGGCUAUCAUUUGUUCCAACAUACUUGAGCACAAAGGGGAAAUAUAUGGUGGCUGUUGAGAUCUUCUCCAUUUUGUGCUCCAGUGGCGGGUUACUGGCUUUUAUCAUCUUCCCAAAAUGUUACAUUAUUUUGGUAAGGCCUGAUUUAAAUAACAAGGAACAGCUAAGAAAGGGAAGAAUUUAA
Thamnophis sirtalis is the source of this 902-nucleotide messenger RNA. The record is from RefSeq and is a predicted model, not a curated record. Lineage: Eukaryota; Metazoa; Chordata; Lepidosauria; Squamata; Natricidae.